This is a messenger RNA of Cordyceps militaris CM01, 2262 nucleotides long. RefSeq names its product AMP deaminase. Lineage: Eukaryota; Fungi; Ascomycota; Sordariomycetes; Hypocreales; Cordycipitaceae. Gene Ontology annotation, molecular function: AMP deaminase activity. The record is from RefSeq and is a predicted model, not a curated record. Gene Ontology annotation, cellular component: cytosol. Gene Ontology annotation, biological process: AMP metabolic process; IMP salvage. The transcript is spliced from 7 exons. Bases 1 to 2262 code for a protein of 753 amino acids.
AUGGCUAAUGCACAAGCUCAGUUGAAGAGUACUGAGUUGCCUUUUCAGGUUCAUACACGUGAAUCGGACUGGGAGGAUGAUGAGACAGCUGGUCACAGUAUUGCGGACUCUGAGCUGGCUGAUCAAGUAUCAGAGGCAGACCCCGCACAUGCAGAAGAGCUGCAAGAAGGGAUGCUCCUCCGUGAUGUGCCAAAGAGAACGACAUUUUAUGAUCCUGUUGCCGAGCGUCAGAUGACCCAGACCGAUGCAAAAUUGUUCUACCAGCGAAGCCAGAUUGAUCUAAGAGGUGAUAGCAGCGAGUGGGUGCACAAAACGCCCCAGCAGAGUCCUUCGAUUCAAGCUGGUUCUCGUCCGGCAACUGAGUACGGUGCUGACUCCCUAAUCCUGGAGCAAGAUUGUGCACAUGCUACGCUUCAAGAACAGCGUGUACCUGGCGUCUCAAAUUCGGGCCUUGCUAGCAAUAGCUUUCUUGAUACGGAACCUCACGUCACAGCUGAAUUAGCCGCAAUUACAAGGAAUAUCCAAAAAAUCGUGGAUCUACGCCGCCGCUAUAUCGCGCUCUCUUUGCAAGGCCCGAGUGAUAACCCGAGAGACAGCGAAGAAUGGGAGAUUUAUCCGCCACCACCAGAACCAGCCUGGAGAGAGGCCAGCCAUGCUAAUUCCCGCUUUUCACGGCAUAAGGCAACAUCCGCAAAUGACUCGAGCCAAGAAUUCGACAUGGACGACCUAAUGCCUCUACCAGGAGACGAUGGGUGCACUUUUGAGCUUGAUUCGAAUGGUGUUUAUCAGGUCCUGGGUGAUGCUGCUGGUGCAGAGCCAGCAAUUAAAAUACCAACCAUACGAGAAUUCUAUAUGGACCUCGAAUCCAUCCUGAAAGUUUCGUCAGAUGGCCCGAGCAAAAGCUUCGCGUUUCGAAGGCUGGAAUACCUGGAGGGCAAAUUUAAUCUUUACGCCCUUCUGAAUGAAUACCAAGAGACGGCAGACAGCAAAAAGGUUCCCCACAGGGACUUCUACAAUGUCCGAAAAGUCGAUACCCAUGUUCAUCAUUCUGCUUGUAUGAACCAGAAGCAUUUGCUACGAUUCAUUAAGAGCAAGAUGAAGAAAUACCCCAACGAGGUGGUUCUGUAUAGGGAUGGAAAGCACCUCACGCUGGCCGAAGUCUUUGCUAGUAUUAAUCUCACUGCUUACGAUCUGAGCAUUGAUACUCUUGACAUGCAUACCGAUAACUUCAUUCACGGUCGUUACCUUGCAGAAAUUACCAAAGAAGUCAUCGAAGAUCUUGAGUCUAGCAAGUAUCAAAUGGCCGAGUGGCGCAUCUCGAUUUACGGCAAAUCUAUCGACGAGUGGGACAAAUUGGCCGCAUGGGUAGUGGACAACAAGCUCUUCUCACACAACCUAUUGGAUUUACUAUACUUUCGCCAAUAUGGCUUCGUUGAACUUCUGGAGGCAGAGACGUGGCUUCAAUACCUUCAUACUUCGGCCGCACUGUGGCGAGGCUGGAGAUACAUCAGCCACGGCCUUUUGCUCCGCAAAGUGCCUCUACUCCAGUAUAUAUUUUAUCUGGAGCAGAUUGGCAUGGCCAUGUCACCAUUGAGUAAUAACGCCUUGUUCCUCGCAUACGAGAGAAACCCCUUCCAUCAGUACUUCAAACGCGGUCUUAAUGUGUCACUCUCAACCGAUGAUCCACUUCAGUUCGCCUUCACGAAAGAGCCGCUCAUUGAAGAAUACGCCGUUGCGGCUCAAAUCUGCAAGCUGAGCUCUGUGGAUAUGUGUGAACUGGCAAAGAACUCGGUAAAGCAGAGUGGUUAUGAGCGAGCGGUCAAACAGCAGUGGCUCGGUCCUGAUUUUGAAAAGCCCGGUAAGGAAGGGAACAAAAUGGUGAAGACCAACGUGCCAGAUCGCCGGGAAGAGUUCCGUUAUCUCACACUAAUGCAAGAGAGAGAUGUCCUUCAUCGAUUCUCUGCAUAUGACGCUGCAAACGAAUCUGGCACAUUCAGAACAACCAAUAACCAGGCAACUACGUUCGGCAAGCCGCAGUGUUUAUCAUCCCUGUCAAGCAAACCCAGUGUGAACGGCAAGUUGAAUACGGAGCGUGCGGGGCCACCUGGUUUGAAUGGCCGUCCCUCUGAUAGCGCUGCAGACUGGCACCUUUCCGGCAGCGACCCGCGUUUGUUCCCCGGUAUACUUGGCAGGGAGCGUCGCGGGGGCAGCCUGAAGAGCCUCGGUCAAGUGCCAGAAAAGACCCUUGCUGGUAAUGAAUAA